Molecule: messenger RNA, 1830 nt
Organism: Rhagoletis zephyria (snowberry fruit fly)
Lineage: Eukaryota; Metazoa; Arthropoda; Insecta; Diptera; Tephritidae
Source: RefSeq, a predicted model, not a curated record
AUGAAUCGACUCUGUUUGAAUCUCUUGGUCGUAGCCUUGCUUGGCGCAGUGCACUGUCAGUCAUCGAUUGACAUUGACAUUGAGCCUGGAACAAACGCCUCUACGGUCACUCCUUCAGUGGUCACCAACGACAAUGUCAAUAGCACCAGCACAGUGUCCUACCAGUCGACGCUGUUUCCCAUAUGGAAUGGCACCACGGAAAGCCAGCCACCCACUACCAACCACACCACGACGACGACGAGCAGGACGACGAUGACCACUUCGCAUAGACCAACAACAACCACGACGACAUCAAAGACCACCACGACCACCAGCACAACAACAAUGAAACCGACCACAUCGAAUGGAACGACUCAUCACACGACAACUCAACGGCCGACGACGUCGACUGUGCCCGUGCCCACGCUGCCACCGGAACCGGUCGCCCCAAGCACUCCCUGGAACUUGACGUACGGGGCAAAGGGCAACCACUGCCUAAUGGUGACAUUUGCAGGACGUAUCGAGAUAAUGUACCGCAAUGUGCUCAAUCAUACCGUCACAACGGGUCUCGACGUGCCCAAGAAUGCGUCUGUCAGCUCAAAGAGCCACUGCGCGGAGGACCAGGACGAAGAGACACUGAUUCUGGACAUUGAAUCGCCCUCUGUGCCUCAAGGGGCGCUCAUGUUCACCUUCCUCAAAAACUCUACCAACAAGAACGACUCCACUUUGAGUGGCAUUGAGCUCAGUUUGCGGAUCAAUGAUGAUCUCUUUCCCGGCGUAUCGUCAGAGUUUCUAGGUGAAAUGAUGUCAUUGUCUGCUGACAACCUUUCGCUCUUUGAGACCACCGUUCAGCAUUCAUAUUCUUGCGAAUCGCUUCUCAAGACCAGUUUAGUAACAGUCAAAGUGAAUGGAUCAGAGGACAUGAGUGAGGGAGGGUCAAAGUCAAAAUCUCCCUUUUUAAGUGGAACUUUUGAAAGCAACAAUCUCAAAGUACAAACCUUCUUACCGACUGAUAAAGAUACAAGCAGCUUCCUGCCGACUGUAUUUGGAUGCUAUCUAUGCCAAGGAAUCACACCUAACACUACCACAACGGUGCCGCCGCCGCCUACCACUGUAACUACCACAGUGGCCCCGACAACGACCACGGUCAAACCGACUACGACGACGGUCAAACCAACUACAACAACUGUCAAGCCGACGCCANCGCCCAAGUUCAUCUCAGGAAACGUGACUGAAGGCAAUUACACCUGUUUGCGCUAUGAGUUUACAGUCCAGUUUUUUAUCAAGUUCAACACUACCGAGAACAAAACUAAAACCGCCACCGUUCUGCUGCCUUUAACCUCUGUUGCCCAGUUUCCAACCAAUACCUGCUCAUCGGCCCAGGAGUCGUUUUCCCUCCUGUACGGAAAGGACCUCAAUUUAACUUUGACGUUUGCAAAGAACGAAAACUCUGUAUUUCUGGACACAAUCAACCUCUUUGUCGUGUACAACAACGAAAGCUUCCCUAACAUUAAGACAGACUUGAUCGGCAAGAACCAUACUUACAAUCUCAACAGUCUAAGUCCCAACUUCAACGUGGAAAAGUCUCACUCCUACGUUUGUGCCAACGUGACUGUUCCCAAAACUGCUGAAGGCGAACUUCAGGUAGUGUUUUCCAGCCUUCGCCUUCAGGCUUUUAUGGACAAGGCCAAGAACGGUGAAUUUUCUUCUGAGCACAAUUGCCAGAACGAAAUUAACGACGUGGUUCCCAUUGCUGUCGGAGCUGCUUUGACUGGUCUGGUCAUUAUCGUUUUAAUCGCGUAUUUCAUCGGAAGAAGGCGAAGCCGCCGUCUGGCGUACCAGUCUGUGUGA